This is a messenger RNA of Mercurialis annua (annual mercury), 2298 nucleotides long. RefSeq names its product ferric reduction oxidase 4-like. The transcript has 8 exons. Lineage: Eukaryota; Viridiplantae; Streptophyta; Magnoliopsida; Malpighiales; Euphorbiaceae. Gene Ontology annotation, cellular component: plasma membrane. The coding region runs from base 41 to 2125 and encodes 694 amino acids. Gene Ontology annotation, molecular function: oxidoreductase activity. The record is from RefSeq and is a predicted model, not a curated record.
UGCAGUGUUUGCUUCAGUCACAGCUACCUCUCGGAAGAAAAUGGGCAACACUUGGAUCAUCAGGCUUAUAUUGCUCGUAGUGUUUCUUGCAUGGCUACUUGUUUGGGUUCUGCUGCCGACGAAGCUUUAUAAAAACACAUGGACUCCCAAACUGAAUAUGAAGUUGAACUCCACGUACUUUGGAACACAAGGAACGAAUCUUCUUCUAUUUUCAUUUCCUGUGAUGUUCAUAGCUGCUUUAGGAAGUGUGUAUCUUCAUUUUCAGAAGAAUAAACAAAAACAAACAUCCGGCUCCAAAAGCAACCAUCGUUUGUCGUUCUUGAGUCGUCCGGUGCUAGUGAUGGCCCCUUUAGGGAUUGUUACUGCAAUGGAGGUUGCUUUUGCAACCAUGUUUAUUGCACUUUUGAUCUGGUCUCUCGCAAACUACCUGUACAUCAGUUUUGGUAGUCUCCAUAUGCAUAAAGAAGGAGAAAAAGUGUGGGAAGCAAAAUUUCGAAGUGUAUCAUUGAGGCUGGGAUAUAUAGGAAAUGUGUGUUGGGCGUUUUUGUUCAUUCCCGUAACUCGAGGAUCGUCACUUCUGCCGCUCGUCGGACUCACAUCUGAGUCGAGUAUAAAGUAUCAUAUAUGGCUAGGCCAUCUCUCCAAUCUCCUUUUUGCUGCACAUACCGUAGGUUUCUUCAUUUACUGGGCAAUGACUCAUCAGAUGGCUCUGGCUCUAGAGUGGAGCAAAACUUAUGUGUCGAAUGUCGCCGGAGUGAUUGCUAUGGUGAUCGGAGUAGUAAUGUGGGUGGCCAGUUUUUAUCGAACUAGGCGUAAAAUGUUUGAACUCUUCUUCUACACCCAUCAAUUGUACAUUCUCUACAUACUAUUCUAUGCAUUACAUGUUGGAGCUGCUUACUUGUGCAUGAUCUUCCCUGGGAUCUUCCUUUUCCUCAUCGAUCGAUACUUGAGAUUCUUACAGUCAAGGAAACGAGCUCGAUUAGUCUCAGCUCGAGUUUUACCAUGUGGCGUUGUUGAGCUCAACUUCUCAAAGAGUAAAGAUUUGCGUUAUAAUCCAACAAGCAUUCUAUUUGUGAAUGUGCCAAGCAUUUCGAAGCUACAAUGGCACCCUUUUACUAUAACCUCAAACUGCGACAUGGAACCCGACAGGCUUAGCGUAUUUAUCAAAACGCAAGGAAGUUGGUCGGAAAAUCUUUACCAGAAAACUAUAGCUUCUGCACAUCAGCUCGAGCUCUCUGUUGAAGGACCUUACGGACCUACUUCAUCAAAUUUCUUAAGGCAUGAAUUGUUGGUGAUGGUUAGCGGAGGCAGUGGUUUAUCACCCUUUAUCUCCAUAAUCCGCCAGAUGAUAUAUGAAAGCUCGCAACCAAACAGCCGCGUUCCGCAAGUUCUUCUGGUUUGUUCAUUUAAAAACUCAGCUGAUCUUGCUAUGCUAGACCUCUUGCUUCCCAUCAAUGGCGUCCCUGCAGACCUUACAAAACUGCAGCUGAAAAUUGAAGCAUAUGUAACCAGAGAGAAAGAGAAAGAUCCUCUAAAGAUCCAGCUCCAAACCAAAUGGUUCAAACCAAACCCGAGCGACUCGGCCAUAACUGCAGCUUUAGGACCCAACAAUUGGCUAUGGCUGGGUGCAGUAAUCGCAUCUUCAUUUGUGAUGUUCCUGUUGUUAUUAGGCAUUAUUACUCGUUACUAUAUUUUCCCGAUGGUCGACAUGAACGCUGGUGAUGUGUACCAUUACUCGUUCUAUAUACUAUGGGAUCUGUUUUUGGGGUGUGUCUGCGUUUUUCUAGCUUCUAGUGCAGCUUUCUUGUGGUUCAAGAAAGAAAAUGUUAAGGAACAGAACCAAAUCCAAAAUCUGGAAAUCCCGUCGCCAACAGCUUCGCCUGGAUCAUGGUUUCACAGUGCCGAUAGAGAACUCGAAAGCCUACCACAUCAAUCCCUUGUCGAUGCUACUGAAGUGCAUUUUGGUGAAAGGCCUGAUCUCAAGAGAAUUCUAUUUGAGUGCAAAGCCUCAGACGUUGGAGUAUUAGCAUGUGGACCAAGGGCAAUGAGACAUGAGGUUGCCAAAAUAUGUUCAGCUGGUUUAGCUGAAAACUUGCACUUUGAGUCCAUAAGUUUUAACUGGUGAUGCCACACCCGAUAAUUGUUAUUAAUUAUAUAAAAGAAAGUGUUUAUAAGAAUCUAAAGGCAUCUAUACAUAUUCAGUUUGUAGAAUGAGUUUGUUUGUAAAUCUGUGGUGUGUCUCGUCUUGUAAAUAUCUCAUCCUAAAUUGCAAAAUCAAUAAAGUUGAAUGCUUAUAUU